Molecule: messenger RNA, 1687 nt
Organism: Rhea pennata
Lineage: Eukaryota; Metazoa; Chordata; Aves; Rheiformes; Rheidae
Gene: PDHA1
Product: pyruvate dehydrogenase E1 subunit alpha 1
Exons: 12
Coding region: 158-1378 (406 amino acids)
Biological process (GO): pyruvate decarboxylation to acetyl-CoA
Cellular component (GO): intracellular membrane-bounded organelle
Molecular function (GO): pyruvate dehydrogenase (acetyl-transferring) activity
Source: RefSeq, a predicted model, not a curated record
AGCCCACCGCCGGGGGGCGAGCUGCGGCGGGCGUUGGCUGCGCCGUCACUUCGGGGAGCGCGUCGGUUGGCAGCGGAGGCGCGCAGGCGGCGGCGGAGGUUGAAGGAGACUCGGGGACGGGGAUUGGCGCCAGGCACUGUCGCCCCUUCUCCGCUCCAUGCGCAAGAUGUUGCUGGCCGCGCUCUCCCGGGUGCUGCAGGGUCCGGCCGCUACCGCCGCAGCCGCUGCGGGGAGGACGGGAGCUGUUAGUGAGGCAUCCCGAGUGAUGGUAGCGUCACGUAACUACACAGAUUUUGCAAAUGAAGCUACAUUUGAAAUUAAGAAGUGUGACCUUCAUCGCCUGGAAGAAGGUCCUAGCACCACAGCAGUGCUGACUCGAGAGGAGGGGCUCCAUUACUACAAGACAAUGCAGACCAUACGGCGCAUGGAAUUGAAGUCUGACCAGCUGUAUAAGCAGAAGAUUAUUCGUGGCUUCUGUCACUUAUAUGAUGGUCAGGAGGCUUGCUGCGUAGGCCUUGAAGUUGCCAUAAAGCCCACAGAUCAUGUGAUAACAGCAUACAGAGCUCAUGGCUUUACUUAUGCACGAGGAGUUCCUGUUCGAACAAUUCUUGCUGAACUUACAGGUCGAAGAGGAGGGUGUGUAAAGGGAAAAGGAGGAUCAAUGCACAUGUAUACCAAGAACUUCUAUGGUGGUAAUGGCAUUGUUGGUGCUCAGGUUCCUCUUGGAGCUGGGAUUGCACUAGCCUGUAAAUACUUUGGUAAAAAUGAAAUCUGUUUGACUUUAUAUGGAGAUGGUGCAGCCAAUCAGGGCCAGAUAUUUGAAACCUACAAUAUGGCAGCCUUGUGGAAGUUGCCUUGUGUUUUUAUCUGUGAGAAUAAUCGGUAUGGAAUGGGAACUUCAGUUGAAAGAGCUGCAGCCAGUACUGACUACUACAAACGGGGAGACUUCAUCCCAGGCCUCAGGGUGGAUGGUAUGGAUGUUCUCAGUGUUCGGGAAGCAGCAAAGUUUGCAACUGAGUACUGUAGAGCUGGAAAAGGUCCUAUUCUGAUGGAGCUGCAGACAUACCGCUAUCAUGGCCACAGUAUGAGUGACCCUGGAAUCAGCUAUCGUACUAGAGAAGAAAUUCAAGAAGUAAGAAGUAAAAGUGAUCCCAUUACUUUGCUGAAGGACAGAAUGAUCAACAAUAACCUUGCUAGCAUUGAAGAAUUAAAGGAAAUUGAUGUGGCAGUAAGGAAGGAGAUCGAGGAAGCUGCUCAGUUUGCUACCACUGAUCCAGAGCCACCGCUGGAAGAACUAGGUCACCACAUCUACUUCAAUGAGCCACCCUUUGAAGUGCGUGGCCCAAAUCAAUGGAUAAAGUACAAGUCUGUCAGCUAAAAGCCUUUUUUAUGGGAGGUAACUUAUUCAUGAGAAUAAGUUGUAAAUGCAUUUACAAGAACUAUAAUGACUUGGAAACAAACCUUAAGCUUAUUUAAAAGCUCUUUCAACAGAGGAAAGUUAAAAAUGGUGUAGGGGAAAUCCAUCUUAUUAUAGACUGUUUUAAAGAUGCUGAAUGUUGCUUCAGAAGGAGCUGAAUUAGGAGAGAGCAGUGGUUUAUUUAAAUUGCUUAUAUAUUUACUUCAGUGACCUUUCUUUGGACUGUUCUGUCAUGUACAGUACAAAAAUAUUAAACUUCAACAACACUUA